Xyrichtys novacula (pearly razorfish) is the source of this 633-nucleotide messenger RNA. The record is from the annotation of a GenBank genome assembly. NCBI's taxonomy places the organism in Eukaryota, Metazoa, Chordata, Actinopteri, Labriformes, Labridae.
AUGGUGUCGAUGGGACGGCAGAUGCUGGGCUUCGCCCUCGCCAUCAUCGGUUUCCUGGGAACCAUCAUCGUUUGCGCUCUGCCCAUGUGGAAGGUGACGGCCUUCAUCGGCGCCAACAUUGUGACGGCGCAGGUCAUCUGGGAGGGUUUAUGGAUGAACUGUGUGAUGCAGAGCACGGGUCAGAUGCAGUGCAAAAUCUACGACUCUCUGCUGGCUCUUCCUCAGGACCUUCAGGCCGCCAGAGCUCUGGUGGUCAUCGCCAUCAUCGUGGCAGCGUUCGGGGUCAUCCUGGGCAUCGCCGGAGGAAAGUGCACCAACUUUGUUGAGGAUUCCCGGUCCAAGGCGAAGGUGGCCAUCGCUGCUGGGAUCGUCUUCAUCUGUGCAGGCGUGCUCAUCCUCAUCCCCGUCUGCUGGUCCGCCAACACCAUCAUCAGGGACUUCUACAACCCGGUCAUGAUCAACGCUCAGAGGAGGGAGCUGGGCGCCGCUCUCUACAUCGGCUGGGGUACAGCUGCUCUCCUCAUCCUGGGGGGCGCCCUCCUCUGCAGCUCUUGUCCACCCAAAGACAGCCCAGAGUAUCCGGUCAAAUACGCCCCCGCCAGAUCCACAGCCACCAGCCGGGCCUACGUCUGA